Molecule: messenger RNA, 942 nt
Organism: Cladophialophora carrionii CBS 160.54
Lineage: Eukaryota; Fungi; Ascomycota; Eurotiomycetes; Chaetothyriales; Herpotrichiellaceae
Exons: 1
Coding region: 1-942 (313 amino acids)
Source: RefSeq, a predicted model, not a curated record
AUGCGCGCUCUACCACUGUUCACGGGGCUUCUGUCCAGCCUCCAGGAAAGAGGUGACUACGACGAUGGACAAUACACCCAAGUCGUCCAAGCCACGGUCUGGACCUCGACGCCCACCUACGUGGUUUCGUACAUCUCGACCCAGAUCGUCACGCUGACCUCGUACGUCCCCUGCCCGGUGACAACCUCCUACACGACAGUCUACAAGUGCUCGACCUGCGGCGUGUGCACCACCUGCAACGCCGCCCCAACCACAUGCCAGCCGAAACUGUGCUCGACGCAGGUCCACUGGGCCGCGCAAGCAACCACCACGGCCUACAGCCCCGGCGAGUACGCCGUCGCCUAUGUCACGAACAACAACGGCCAAAGCUACACCACCACCGUUGCCGCCUCUCAAUGCACCGCCUACGCCCAAGUCUACUUUGCCAACUACGACUGCGCGACUCUCCCCGCGUGCGGUGGUGGCCCGGCUCCCGCUCCCGCGCCCGUGGCCUUGACAUGCGAGGCAAAACCUUGCACCACACUCGGUUAUCUCAACGGCAACACCUACGUGACGCUCACCGAAGGCACGUCCUACUUCGCCACCGAGUACGCUCGCCUCACCGUGAACAAUCAAGUGACGUCCACGCCGGCGAGUCUCUGCGCGGUCCUCACCACGCCCGCGCAAUGGGCCGUCGCCCCAACCUGUGCGUGCGGUGAUGGCGGCAGCGGAGUCAUCACGUCCACCAACUGCCCUAGCGGUGGUGGAGAAAUCCUCACAUACACGUACACGACGCAGGGGAGUACCAUCGUCGUGGCGACCACGCUGCCAUGUCGCGGCGGGCCGUUCCAUUUGACGGGGAGUGGUGCGGCGCGCACGGUAGGGGGUGAUCCAUCCAGGUUGGUGUUCUGGCUAUGGACCGUUUGUGCAAUAAUGGCAGGAGUGGGAAUGGUCCUGCUUUGA